CGUGGCUGGCUAGGGUGACUUGUGAAAAUGCCCAUGUACAGAAUGCAGCCCUAUUGUGGUGGGGAGAUCCAGGUGGACUUGCCCACAUGCAUGUAUAGGUUGCCCAAUGUGCAUCAGGCCGUGUCGGAAAACCUUGAGCAGGCUGCUGACCCAGCAAUCCAGGCGCUGGAAUCCAGACAAGAGGAUAUCCUAAAGAGACUGUAUGAAUUGAAAGCUGCUGUAGAUGGACUGUCAAAGAUGAUUCAGACCCCUGAUGCAGAUCUUGAUGUGACAGAUAUUAUUCAGACAGAUGAGCAGUCGGCUCCGGGACCUGUGGUUGCAGAUCUGGACUCUGUACUUGGGAAGGAAUAUGGAGCUCUCAGGGACAUUGUGAUCAAUGCAAACCCUUCUUUGCCUCCACUGUCCCUGCUGAUAUUGCACAGCUUGUUGUGUGAGCGCUACCAAGUCUUGUCUGCGGUGCACACCCAUUCAUCUAUCGCCAGCAUCCCAGAGCCUCUGAUGAAAUGCUUUGGCGACCAGCUUAAAAUGAAGCCUCGGCACCAGUACCAGCUUGGAUUUACCCUCAUCUGGAAAGACGUGCCCAAACCGCAAAUGAAGUUCAGCAUUCAAAACAUGUGUCCAAUUGAAGGAGAAGGAAACAUUGCCAGAUUCCUGUUCUCGCUGUUAGGAUGUAAGUUUAAUGCAAUCAAUGCGACGCUGAUAGACGGUUGGGUCGACACCGCCAUUUUCCAACUUCGAGAAGGGAGCAGUAAGGAGAAAGCGGCUGUUCUGAAAGCCAUGAACACUGCUCUUGGCAAGUCCCCGUGGCUGGUGGGAAAUGAACUGACAGUAGCCGACAUUGUGAGCUGGUGUGCCGUUCAGCAGUGCGGCAACUCCACCGCCGUCCCGCCCAGUGUUCAGAAGUGGAUGAAAUCAUGCGAGAACCUUGCUUCCUUUAAAAGUGUGCUCAGGUUUUUGAAGUGACAAAGAUGGCGGUAAACAGGAGUUGCUGCUUUUAAAGUCAGUCAUAGCCACCCACCCCAAAAAAAAAGGUUUAUUUGACACACAACCCUCGUAAUAUCAUCAGAUGCAGGUCUUGCUGUGCCCUAGUGAAUUUUAGCUGGCCAACUGUUUAAAUGUAUACCAAUACUGGCACACAUAUGCCACUUAGGGUGCUUCGCCACUGGACCAUAUAUGCUGUAGUUCUAAGGAUUUUCAGCUCCCAGGGAUGAUGUGGUUUUUCUUUCUCAAGCAUCUGAAGGAGGGGGGUUCUGUGUUAUCUAAGCCUGUUUUUGUGGUGGGUAUAAUCUGACUUUAAAGUUGUACUUGGCGGUUACUUAAAAGAAACCAUUUUUUUUUUACUGUCAAGAAGCCCGAGCAUGUUUAAAUACAUAGUCUGAGACCAAUAAUGGAAUGCUGCUGCCUUAAGGGGGAAUCAAAGGCAAGUUAUUUGUCCAUGUACUAAAAAUCUUAAAUUAAAUCAUAGACAUU
Messenger RNA from Xenopus tropicalis (tropical clawed frog), 1470 nucleotides. RefSeq names its product aminoacyl tRNA synthetase complex-interacting multifunctional protein 2 (gene aimp2). NCBI's taxonomy places the organism in Eukaryota, Metazoa, Chordata, Amphibia, Anura, Pipidae. Gene Ontology annotation, cellular component: nucleus; cytosol; aminoacyl-tRNA synthetase multienzyme complex. The record is from RefSeq and is marked provisional.